CACCCUUGCUUCGAACUUCACAAACCAUAAACAGAAGGCUGGUGCUCUGUGAUCGGAAUUUACCUGAUGUAUUGACAGCCUUAUCGCUUUUAGUCACCAAAUUCUAAGCCAACUAAAUUGAGACAUGGCUGGUUUACCACCGGGAGAUCCGCAGCUGGUCUCAAUGAUCGUAAAUCAUUUAAAAACCCAGGGACUCUUUGACCAGUUCCGGAGGGACUGUUUGGCAGACGUUGACACAAAGCCAGCCUACUUGAAUCUGAAACAACGAGUGGACAACUUUGUCUCCAAUCACCUCUCCAAUCACACAUGGAGCCCUCAUUUGAACAAAAACCAACUGAGAAACAACAUCAGACAGCUUGUCCUGCAAUCUGGGAUGCUGGAGCAGGGAGUGGACAGGAUUGUGGCCCAGGUGGUGGAUCCUAAAAUCAACCAUAUCUUUAGGCCGCAGGUGGAGAGGGUUGUCCGUGAAUUUCUGUCCCCUGGCAGCUGCUCUGAGGAGCCACCAGCCCCUCUGCUUUCAACAGAGGUCAAACCAGACAGCAGCAUUCCUGAGCAGGCCUCAACAUCGACUCCAACUACCACUGCCAGCGACGCCAUGUCCAUCCUGGACACUAUAACUUCUCUAAACCAAGAAGCUAGCGUCAGAGCCAGCUCGGCACCCGAAAAAGCACGUAAAAGUCAAUCGGCAGAUGACUUCAUGCAGGUGAUGGUGGAGGAUAGCGAGCAGGACAUGAGUAUUGUUGAGGAAGGUGACAGUCACCAAGUGGUAAAGCCACUGGAAGAAGAAGAGGAAGCAAAACUGUCAGCUGAGGUUCAGGCAUUAGAGGUAAAGACAGAGGAAACACAGGAAGAGGUGGAACUGGGAAAAGAGCCGUUAAAGGAGGAUGUGAAAAUGGAAGAUGAGGAGUCUGUGGCUCAGGAGCAGACAGAGGAUGAGAAGGAUAAAACAGCAGGCAAAGUCAGUGGAAAACCCUCAGAAGAAAAACAGGAUGAUGAUCUAUUGAAAUCUACAAGCAAGGCUAAACAGAAGGCCAGAGAGAGGAUAAAAGAAGAGUAUUCUUUGGAGGACUCUGACCUGGAAGGUCUGAGUGACAUCACAGUGAGCUCUGUCCACACCAGCGACCUGUCCUCAUUCGAGGGGGAAAGUGAAGAUGAGCAGCAGCUGUCUGAUUCUUCUGAAGAGGGCGAGCUUCCACCUGAUGAUGAAGGUGAGAGGGAAGAAAAAAAACACAGCACUGGAGACACAGGAGAUGAAGACAAAGAGCGUAAACCUCGCCGCAAGGCCUAUGUUCACAAGCCCUUCCUCUACUCCCGUUACUAUAGCGACUCAGAUGAUGAGAUCACUGUGGAGGAACGUCGUCGUUCUGCGGCGAAGGACAAAGAAGAACGGCUGCUCAAGAGACAACAGAACAGAGAGCGAAUGGAAGAGAAGCGCAAACAGAAAGCAGCACAGGCUGAAGAGCAAGAUAACAAAAAACAAAAGAGCAGCGACUCCGCUGCCCUCGAAGGCCCCGGAGCCAAAGAAGCCCGCAAAGAGAGGAAAGUUCUGGAGAAAAAAAUGGCUCUCAACAGGAAGAGAAAACUAGACUCAAGGAAAGAGGGAGAUGUUUCAGGCAAAAAGAAAGGAGACACGAGAGACGUUGUAAAGAAAACGGAAGUGAAAUCUACCACCUCAAAGACACCACAACAUAAGCUGAUGAAAAAUCUGUCUGAACCUUCAUAUUCUGAUGAGCGAUACAGAGGGACAAGCGGCAGCAUCUCAGAAGAUUCCAGCGAUGCAAAGAAGAUAGCUGACAAAGGAAGGACACACUCCUUCAUCUUGGAGCUGGAGCUAGGCUCCCAAGAGGCUCUCAGACAACGAUCGGUUGGAAAAUUUGACCGUCUGUCUCACAAAGAGCUUCACUCCAAAGAACGCAAAGAGAAAGAACGCAGCUUGUCCGAUGAACGUGCCAAGCUCAAACAGAAGCAGGAGAAAAAAUCUGAACAUCAGGCGGAUGAAUCUCAGCAGAAGGAAGGCAGUGCUGUUAAAGUAUCCUCUGAAGAGAAAGCUGAGAAGAAGCCCAAGAUCAAAAGUGAGAAGAAGAUCACAGGAAGUACAAAAGAAGGCAAGGUGUCUGAAAAUGUUUCUGAAGACGGAGGUUCUAAAGAUCCAAAGAAGGUGAAGACUUCAUCUGUGGAGGCUAUCAAAACGGAGAAGGACAAGAAUAAGGACAAAGAUAAGAUCAAAGAAAAGGAAAAGGCCAAAGGGGAGAGAACCUCGGUUAAAAGUGAUUUCAAGCAGCUGCUUCGCCCUGAUUCUGCAGGUUCCUCUGAGGAUCGAUCCGACAUGGAGCCUGAGUCAAACAGCAGCAAGAAGAAAGAUAAACACUCCAAGGACGUCAUGAAAAAGCCAAAGAGCCACAGUGAGGACAGGCCUGGAGAUAAACUCAAAUCUAAAACUGACAGUAAAGACAGCGAGAAGGAAAAAACAAAAGCAGAUCAAGAUGGACAGAAAUUACACAGGUCAAGCUCAGAAAGUGACAAAGAUCCAAAAAGGGUCAAAUCAUCAGAAAAAGGAAGAAUUUUAGAAAAAUCAAAAUCAAAAUCCAAAGAGGAGGCGAAGACUCCAGUGCUGCCAAAGACGGAGAAGAGAGUUCACAGUCCGGAUGUCAAAAGUGCAGGAAUUUCAUGCGUCAGCAAACCUGAAGCAACAAAAGAGAAGAAGAAAGAGGGAAAUGCAAAAGACCAGAGCAAAGUCUCUGAAGAAUCUUCACAGGAGAGAUCUGACAGUAAAAGUGCAAAGAAAAAGCUGGAGAAGAAGGAUAAAGUUUCAGAAAAGAAAGAUGAGAGUCAAGAAGAGAAAGCACCAAGAGAGGAGAAACUGGAAAAGUUGGAUAAAUCCCCUUCGGUUUCCUCUCUGAGUCUUGAGACGGAUGAUCCGCCAAAGAAACGACCUCUUCUCCAAGACACAAGCACAGACUCCGAUCCCGUCACCACCACCGUCACCACGUUGUUCUCAGACGAUACCUGUGACGCCUUGAGCGACAUCACCCCCGAGCCGCCCGAGGGAGAGACGGAGUCACGCCUGUGCGAGAUGCCAGCUGUGCCUGCAGAGGCCGACGCCCUGCUGACUCUUAUGGACGUCUGCACGUCAGCAGAGGCGAGACUUCCACCUGAGAACACCCGAGAGGAUGUGACAUCCGAGAUGGAGCUUCAGGAUGCUGAUAUGAAGAUGAAAGAGGCAGCUCUGACUCUGCUCUCCAUGGAUCCCGACAGCACAGUGUCCACCAGCUUACUGUGCCAAGAAGCAAGAGAAGAGUCGGCGGUCAAUCCGCCCGCCCCACAACCAAUGGAGACAACUACAGCUGAAGAGGAGCAGCUUCCUCCUAUGGAAGUGCACACGGCUGCUGAAACUGAGUCCCCGGCUGCUGAAACUGAGUCCCCGGCUGCUGAAACUGAGUCCCCGGCUGCUGAAACUGAGUCCCCGGCUGCUGAGCCAUCACCAGUUGCAUCUCAAGAACCCGAUGAGCUUGCUGAUGUAAAAUCAGACAUUGCAGAUGAGUCAGAAAGCACAGAGGUAAACAUGGUCAUUUCAGAUGUUGAAACCUCUAAGACUUUGGCUCUAAAGGAGGAUGAAGCUACUGCAGAUGAAAUUCCUUCAAAAGAAGCUGAAAAUACUGAAAUAUUUCCUGAAAUGCAGUCGGAUGAGAAACCAGCAGUAACACCUGAAGAGGCUGCUGUUGCUGUGUGUGAAACCGAACAGCCCACAGGAAGCACAGAGGAAAACACGGUGGCUGGAGUUCCCAACACCACUGAAGAAUUUACUGAAACUCCUGGUGAACAAGAACAACCAGAGCCAGAUGAUGUCGUCACAAAGGAAAACCUCGAGGCAGAGGAGGCGGCAGGUGACGAGGAUGGGACCAAGACGGACAUAAUUAACAGUGAAGCUGAGAGUAAGUCAGUGGAGGAAGGAAAUGUCUCAGCAGAGAAAAGCGAUCCACAGACUAUGGAAACCAGUGUCCCAGACAAGACUGAGGAGGCCAGAGAAUCUGAGUCUAAGCUAGUCAAACAAAUCAGUAAUGUCUCCAGCGCAGAUAGCCAAGAUGAUGAGAAAGGCUCAGAUCUCUCAGAAAAGGAGGAGAAAACGGAGGGAAGAGGAAGGCGGAAACGAAAGCUGUCCAAUCAGAAAGCUGCAGCAGAGAAAGAGUCUGGUGAGGAGGCGAAUGAGCAGCUGCCUGCUGAGGAGAAGCCAGUGGAGGUAAAAACCCCUCGCAGGGGACGAUCGUCCAAACCCACAGAGGAGGAGACGAAAGACGAACCAACACAAGUGGAGAAGUUGGAGGAGACUCCGAGCCGCAGGCGGAGACGAUCAGCACCCAAAGAAGCCGCAGCUGAUAAGCAGAAAGAAGACGAAAAUAAAGUUGUUGAAAGUCCCGAACAAACCUCAUCGGAGAAAGUUGCAGAGACGGAAGCAGUGGAAGAGAGAACUGAAGAGAAAAAUGAACCAAUCAAAAGUGAGGUCAGUCUGCUGCCGUCUGUUCCAGAGGACGGCGAAGGAGCAGCAAGUGCCAAAUGCAGCGAUCCUGCUGACACCAGUGAACAAACAGUGGAGACCAAAGAAUCGGAGGAAAUGGAGGUGUGUGAAUGUGUGGAGGAAGCUCGAGCUCCGGAGGAGGUGGUGCAGGACAACAGUGGACAGGAACAAAAUGAGCGACAGCCUGAUAAAGACAGUGGCUGUUCCCCUUCUGCGAGUCAGUCAGAGGCUCACGAGGAUGUAAAAGAGCAGAGCUGCAGCGAGAAGAAGACACAAGACGGCGGGGAAGAGCAACAGCAAGAGGACCAAGAGACGACUCCAAAGCGGACUGGUCGGAGGGGACGGCCAUCAAAGGCAGCAGCUACAGAGGAUUCAGAUAAAAAGGUCAAAAAAGCAGAGGAGAAGGACAGUGAGCAGAAUGAGGAGGAAGAGGAGGAAGAUGAAGGUGAGAAAGAAGGAGAGGAAGAAAAAGAAACUGCAACUAGAGCCACAACACGGUUGGCUUCUCGCCGGGAAGCUGAAAGAAACAAGCCAAGUAAACCAUCCACCCGGGCAAGCAGACAGAACGGUAAAGAGGAGACCGCAGCUGGCACACGCGGGACGAGGGGCCAGGCGGCAGCAGCUGCAGCGAAAGGGGGCCGUAAGCGGGAGACCAGCCCUCCUGCUGUGCGAACGCGGGGAGGACAGAAAUCAGAGGAGCCCCCUUCCAAAAGAGCCAAACGCUAGGAUGCCUGACAGCGGCACAACGGUUUGCCCCAGCGGUGUUGUUUUUACACUCCAUAUUUGAAGAGCCUCUGCAGUCAGGCACGUAAAGCUGUUUCUGCUUCGCUGGCUGCAGAUAUCGAAGAGCUCUGGAUAGUAUUAUGCACUCUCCUCUGAUGGUUGAGUGUAAACCUGAGGAUCUGUGUAAGAAUCCCCCAGAAUACCUUCUGCAGCUCUGCACACAUAUGGUUUGGAUCAGACUUCAUAUUUCACCAUUUAUUCAGUAAUGCCCAGUGAGUAUUUCAGCCCAAUCAGAAGCCUAAUGUGCAGCCAAGUUGUGCUUUGUGAUAAAGAGGGUGAAGUCUGCAGAUUGUGUCUCAUAUACACACUUGUACGUAGAAAUCAGCAAUUUGUGAAUUUUAUAAGUGCAUUUUCAUUCUGUGAAUGAAACAAGAUGUUUUACUCCUAGUUUUUUUUUAUGUAAUAGUCAGAAGUUAAAGAAAGGAUUUUGGUUUGUUUUUUUUGUUUUUUUAUUCCACAUUUUAAAUUGAUUUAAGACCUCAAAGACGGGGCAAAACUUGAGUCUUUCAUUACAUAGUUUACUCCUGGUUUUUACUCACUAAAUGAAGAUCAUCUAGUUAUUUUUAUUGUUACACAGUUAGCCAUCAGUAUGUAUUAAUGUAAAGCCGGAAUUUCAACAAGUUUCUUUUUUAAAUAUAUAUUAAAAAACCCCACAAAUAACAUAUUUGUUGUUCCCUUGCUACAUUAAAAGCA
Messenger RNA from Pundamilia nyererei, 5989 nucleotides. It is a transcript of the gene bod1l1, whose product is annotated as biorientation of chromosomes in cell division 1-like 1. Bases 125 to 5239 code for a protein of 1704 amino acids. NCBI's taxonomy places the organism in Eukaryota, Metazoa, Chordata, Actinopteri, Cichliformes, Cichlidae. The transcript has 31 exons. The record is from RefSeq and is a predicted model, not a curated record.